GGGGCGGAGCGGAGCGCAGGAGAAGGCGGGGGAGGAGAGGCCCCCGGGACCGCGAGCGGCAGCUGGGGAGGGGGCAGCGGAGCCGGAGAGCGAGCAAAACAGCUGAUCUGAUUUUCCCUUAAAGCGAGAGAAAAUGGAAGUCGGGUAGCGGCGACUGCGGCGCUGCAGGCUGGCGGAGCGGAGCGGCGCGGCAGAGCCCUCAGGGGUUGUGGUCCCACACCAUCUACUGGGGCAAGAAUGGGCCAUAUCCAGCAGGGACGGUGCAGCAUUGCCCUGGCUGCCUGAUUGCCACACACCCCCAGAGAAUCACACUGUCUGAAAAGUGGAAGUGACAAAAGAGGAGCUCCACCAGCCAAGGCUCCAGUACGCGGAGAGAAGGAAGAAGGCAAUCUCCUAAUUGGUACCAUAUACAUCAGAUGGAUGGUUUCUAGCCUGCUUCCAAACCCCACCUCGGCUGAGUGUUGGGCAGCCCUUCUACAUGAUCCUAUGACUCUUGAUAUGGACGCAGUCCUGUCAGACUUUGUUCGGUCCACGGGGGCAGAACCUGGUCUGGCCAGAGACCUGCUGGAAGGCAAAAACUGGGACCUGACAGCCGCUCUGAGUGACUAUGAGCAGCUCCGACAGGUGCACACAGCCAACCUGCCACAUGUGUUCAACGAGGGCAGGUGUCCCAAGCAGCCAGAGCGAGAGCCACCGCAGCCCGGGCACAAGGUGGAACGGCCCUGCCUUCAGAGGCAGGACGACAUCGCCCAAGAAAAGCGACUUUCUCGGGGAAUUUCCCACGCCAGCUCGGCUAUCGUCUCCCUGGCCAGGUCCCACGUGGCCAGUGAGUGCAACAAUGAGCAGUUCCCCCUGGAGAUGCCCAUCUACACAUUCCAGUUGCCGGAUCUGAGUGUGUACAGUGAAGACUUCAGGAGUUUCAUCGAACGGGACUUGAUCGAGCAGGCGACCAUGGUGGCUUUGGAGCAGGCAGGUCGCCUGAACUGGUGGUCCACCGUGUGCACGAGCUGUAAACGGCUUCUUCCUUUGGCCACUACAGGAGAUGGGAACUGCCUUUUACACGCCGCCUCUCUGGGAAUGUGGGGGUUUCACGACCGGGACCUGGUUUUGCGGAAAGCUCUCUACACCAUGAUGAGGACAGGGGCUGAAAGGGAAGCCCUAAAGCGAAGGUGGAGGUGGCAGCAGACACAGCAGAACAAGGAGUCAGGGCUGGUGUACACCGAGGAGGAAUGGGAGCGGGAGUGGACUGAGCUACUGAAAUUGGCAUCCAGCGAGCCACGCACGCACUUCAGCAAGAACGGUGGCACAGGCGGGGGUGUGGACAACUCUGAGGACCCCGUGUAUGAGAGUCUAGAGGAGUUCCAUGUGUUUGUCCUCGCCCACAUAUUAAGAAGACCAAUAGUUGUCGUAGCAGAUACGAUGUUGAGGGACUCAGGUGGAGAAGCAUUUGCUCCAAUCCCAUUUGGAGGGAUUUACCUGCCUUUGGAGGUGCCUCCCAACAGGUGCCAUUGCUCACCUCUGGUUCUUGCCUAUGAUCAAGCGCAUUUCUCUGCCCUGGUGUCCAUGGAGCAGAGAGAUCAGCAAAGAGAACAAGCCGUGAUCCCUCUGACGGAUUCGGAGCACAAGCUGCUGCCUCUGCACUUUGCAGUGGACCCCGGGAAGGACUGGGAGUGGGGCAAAGACGACAACGAUAACGCCCGGCUGGCCCACCUGAUCCUGUCGCUAGAAGCCAAGCUGAACCUUCUGCACAGCUACAUGAACGUGACGUGGAUCCGGAUCCCCUCGGAGACCCGGGCCCCUCUGGCACAGCCGGAAUCCCCAACAGCCUCUGUGGGGGAGGACGUGCAGUCCCUGGCCGACUCCCUGGACUCGGACCGCGACUCGGUGUGCAGCAAUUCCAACAGCAAUAAUGGCAAGAAUGGCAAAGACAAAGAGAAAGAGAAGCAACGCAAGGAAAAGGACAAGACCCGCGCGGACUCCGUGGCCAACAAGCUGGGCAGCUUCAGCAAGACGCUGGGCAUCAAGCUGAAGAAAAACAUGGGUGGCCUGGGAGGUCUCGUGCACGGCAAAAUGGGCCGCGCUAACUCCGCCAACGGCAAGAACGGCGACGCCCCCGAGCGCAGCAAGGAGAAGAAGACCAAGUCACGCAAGGGCAGCAAGGAGGAAUCGGGUGCGUCGGCGAGCACGUCUCCGUCGGAAAAGACCACGCCGUCGCCCACGGACAAGGCGGCCGGGGCGUCGCCGGCCGAGAAGGGCGGCGGGCAGCGGGGCGACGCCUGGAAGUACAGCACGGACGUGAAGCUGAGCCUCAACAUCCUGCGCGCCGCCAUGCAGGGCGAGCGCAAGUUCAUCUUCGCCGGCCUGCUGCUCACCAGCCACCGGCACCAGUUCCACGAAGAGAUGAUAGGCUACUACCUGAACACGGUCGAGUCGCUGGCGCGCGCCGUGCCCGGCGCCCUGCCCGGCGUGGCGGGGGCGGCCGGCACCGCCGAGCACAAGUCGCAGACCUACACCAACGGCUUCGGCGCCGCGCGCGACGGCCUGGAGUUCGCCGACGCCGACGCGCCGGCCGCCCGCUCGAACGGUGAGUGCGGCCGCGGCGGCCCGGGGCUGGCUCAGCGGCGCUGCCAGCGCGAGAACUGCGCGUUCUACGGGCGCGCCGAGACCGAGCACUACUGCUCCUACUGCUACCGCGAGGAGCUGCGGCGGCGGCGCGAGGCGCGCGGGGCCCGGCCCUGAGUGCGGCGCGCGCUCCGCCAGCUUUUACCAUAAAGGAUUUCUUUUCCAUUCUGUCGGUGUCUUUUUUACAUGCCCUGGUCAACCGGAAGGCCGGCGACUCCUCUGUCAGUGCUGUGUACGUGUUUGGUCAAACGUUCCUAAUGGUGCCUGAACCUACACUGACGCCACUCAGGUAGUAGACGGAUAGGAAACAAGUCAUACUGUUGGAAGUGGGUGUGCUAGCUAGCAUCUGCCUCGUACCUGUGGAAACUCAAUAGCCAUUGCAAGAGUAUUUUUGUUCCUCAAUAAGAGAAAUAAAGAAAUUUGCAGCCCUUUGUUUUUA
This is a messenger RNA of Herpailurus yagouaroundi (jaguarundi), 3061 nucleotides long. It is a transcript of the gene OTUD7A, whose product is annotated as OTU deubiquitinase 7A. The transcript is spliced from 15 exons. Gene Ontology annotation, molecular function: zinc ion binding; K63-linked polyubiquitin modification-dependent protein binding; DNA binding. Lineage: Eukaryota; Metazoa; Chordata; Mammalia; Carnivora; Felidae. The coding region runs from base 421 to 2739 and encodes 772 amino acids. Gene Ontology annotation, cellular component: nucleus; cytoplasm. Gene Ontology annotation, biological process: protein deubiquitination involved in ubiquitin-dependent protein catabolic process; protein K11-linked deubiquitination; protein K63-linked deubiquitination. The record is from RefSeq and is a predicted model, not a curated record.